This is a messenger RNA of Leptinotarsa decemlineata (Colorado potato beetle), 2822 nucleotides long. RefSeq lists its product as uncharacterized. Gene Ontology annotation, molecular function: RNA binding; rRNA (cytosine-C5-)-methyltransferase activity. Gene Ontology annotation, biological process: rRNA base methylation; maturation of LSU-rRNA. NCBI's taxonomy places the organism in Eukaryota, Metazoa, Arthropoda, Insecta, Coleoptera, Chrysomelidae. Gene Ontology annotation, cellular component: nucleolus. The record is from RefSeq and is a predicted model, not a curated record.
UAUUUAAAUUUUAGUACUAAAAAAUAUCGAGUGGUAACCCUGUAUUACAACUCCUAACCUUAUUCCAUCUUUCCAAUUUUGAAAGGAUUUACACGUGAGGUUUUUCAUAAAAGUUAUUCAUGUUUUUGUGUACAACACCGAUUUGAAUAUGGGGCGAAAAGCAAAGUUCAGUGAAGGAGUGAUCGUUAAAAAAGGCCCCGGAAGGAAAGCCAAGAAACAAAAGGAUCCUCAGAUCCCCAAGGUUGAAAAAAAAUUGAGUAGAAAGCAAAUAAUUCGAGCCAGAAAUCGGUUAAACAAAUCUUUGGAGCGCCAAGAGAAACAGAACAUUUCUUCAGCUAAAUUAAAACCCAAGAAAAAUCAAAGUAAACAACACUUCUCGGAAGAAUCAGAUGAAUCAGAUGUAAAGAGCGAAGAUGAAAUUGAAAGUCAGCCAAGAAAGGGGUUCUCUGAUGAGAAUAAACUUUGGUUGAAACCAAAGAAAAAAAGUGUUUCUUCUGCCCAAGGAAAUGCUGACUCUGAAAAUGAAACCGAUAAUGAUGAAACAGGAGAUGAUGAAAAUGGGGGUGAAGAAUCCUCCAAUGAUGAAAAUGAAGUUGGUGAAAUGCAAUCUGAGGCAAAUUUUGGAAUUGAGAAUUUGAAUAAUUUAUCUGAUAAUUCUGAUGAAAUGGAUGAAUACACAGAUUCCGAGAGUGACAAAGAUGAAGAUGAUGACUUGCUUCCUAUUGAGAAGCAGAAUAUCAAGCUCAAGAAAAAACAAUUGAAGGAACAGAAAUUGGCAGACGAAGAAAUGCAGUUAAACAUUGCCAAUCAAGAAACAUUCAAAUUUCCAACAAAAAAGACCGAGCAAGAUAUUCAAAGUUUACAAGAUGUUCAACAAAGAAUAAGAGAGGUAGUUGCUGUAUUAUCAGAUUUUAGUAAACUGAGAGAUAAUAAACAUUCUCGUACUGAGUAUUUAGAGAUACUUAAAUCAGAUUUAUGCACCUAUUAUAGUUAUAAUGACUUUUUGAUGGAAAGGUUCAUGCAACUUUUUCCACUGUCCGAACUUUUGGAAUUUUUAGAAGCCAGUGAAGUUCAACGACCACUUACUAUUAGAACAAACAGUCUUAAAACUAGACGCAGGGAUCUAGCACAGGCUUUAAUCAAUCGUGGAGUUAAUUUAGAUCCCAUCGGAAAAUGGAGUAAAGUUGGACUUGUUGUCUAUUCAUCGCAAGUUCCAAUGGGUGCUACUCCUGAAUAUCUUGCAGGUCAUUAUAUGAUACAGGGUGCAUCAAGUAUGCUUCCUGUCAUGGCCUUGGAUCCUCAAGAAAAUGAAAGAAUAUUGGACAUGGCUUCUGCUCCGGGAGGAAAGGCAUCUCAUAUAGCAGCAGUUAUGAAAAAUACAGGUGUCUUAUUUGCAAAUGACAUAAAUAAGGACAGGAUUAAAGCAGUUGUUGGUAAUUUUCACAGGAUGGGUGUUAUAAAUUCAGCAGUUACCUCAAUGGAUGGACGAAAGUAUCCAGAUUUUAUGAAAGGAUUUGAUAGGGCACUUCUGGAUGCACCUUGUACAGGUACUGGUGUUGUCGCCAAAGAUCAAAGUGUUAAAACUAAUAAAGAUCAAUUGGACAUUCAGAGGUGUUAUAAUUUGCAACGCCAACUUCUUUUGGCAGCUAUCGACUGUGUCAAUGCCAAUUCUGCAACUGGAGGUUAUAUCGUCUAUUCAACCUGUUCCAUAUUACCUGAAGAAAAUGAAUGGGUCAUUGAUUAUGCUCUCAAAAAACGUAAUGUCAAACUGGUUGAAACAGGACUUGAUUUUGGUACUGAAGGAUUUACAAAUUACAGGCAGUAUAGGUUCCAUCCGACCCUUAAGUUAACACGAAGGUUUUACCCCCAUACUCAUAAUAUGGAUGGAUUUUUCGUAGCAAAACUUAGGAAGUUCUCAAAUCUGAUUCCAAAAUCUGUUGAAAUUGUUGAAGAAGCUGAGGCAGAAGAAGAAGACUUGGAACAGUCAACUGAAAAAGAAAACGGUAUCGAGGAAAGACAUGAGGAGGAGAUAGAAGAGAAUAAAAAACAAGCAAAAGGGAAGAGCGAUAAAAAUAUUACCAUACAAUCUGUAAGUAAGAAGCAGAAGAAGGAACAGAACAUUGAAAAUGUUGAGAUGACUCAAUUAAUGAAUAGGAAGCGAAAAAUAGAAAAAAACAGUGAGGAGGUUGAGAAGAAAUUUUCAAUGAGUAAAAAACAGAAGAAAGAACAGAACAAUGAAAACAUCGAGAAGACUCAGUCAGUGACUAUGAAACAGAGGCAUGAGCAAAGUGAUAAAAAUGUUGAGAAACAAUCAGUAAGUAAAAAACAACAGAAAGAACAGAACAAUAAAAACAUCGAGGAUAUAGAGUUAGUGACUAGGAAACAGAGAAAUGAUCAAAGUAAUGAAAAUGUUGAGAAACAAUCAGUAAGUAAAAAACAGAAGAACCGACAGAAUAAUGAAAACAAUGAGAAGACACAGUCAGUGACUAAGAAACGAAAGAAUGAGCAAAGUAAUGAAAAUGUUGAGAAUCAGUCAGUAAGUAAAAAAAAGAAGAAAGGACAGAACAACGGAAACAUCGAGGAGACACAGUCAGUGGCUAAGAAACGGAGGAAAGAGCAAAGUAAUGAAAAUGUUGAGAAACAGUCAGUGAGUAAGAAACAACAGAAAGAACAGAGCAGCAUCAGAAGUUUAACAAAAAAUGAUGAUGAACAGAAGAAGAAGAAGAAGAAAAAAGUUUUAUCUAAACACAAACGAAUCCCAAUCAAACAGCAUAAAAAAAAGCAUAUGUUGAAAUAAGUCGAAUUAAAGUUUAAUUUUACAA